This is a messenger RNA of Debaryomyces fabryi, 1725 nucleotides long. Its product is annotated as ubiquitin-protein ligase. The transcript has a single exon. Lineage: Eukaryota; Fungi; Ascomycota; Pichiomycetes; Serinales; Debaryomycetaceae. The coding region runs from base 1 to 1725 and encodes 574 amino acids. The record is from RefSeq and is a predicted model, not a curated record. Gene Ontology annotation, biological process: proteasome-mediated ubiquitin-dependent protein catabolic process. Gene Ontology annotation, molecular function: ubiquitin-protein transferase activity. Gene Ontology annotation, cellular component: cytoplasm; nucleus; GID complex.
AUGAGUACAUUUUUACUAGAUAAUCUAUCGUCAGAGAUAGGUUUAUUUACGGAUAGUGGGAAGGGAAGCUUGGAUGGCCUUUUAGGGGUGUGUGAUAAUUUCUUGAAUGAAUUGAAACUGACAAAACUGGCCUUAGAAGAGCAAUUGGCUGAAGAGGAACAAGGAAUAGAACACGAAAAUAGAGUCGAUCCAUUUGAAAGCUUACAGAAGUCAUCAGAAAAGUGGUAUAAUAAGUCUAUUGUUCAUCUUAAGACUUACAAUGCUAGUAUUAAUAAGUUUCAGAAGAAUAUUCUUAACAACAGUAAAUUUAACGUAGAUUUGGAUGAAGCUUAUACAUACCCCCUUAAUUUGAAUAAUUUUCCCGUUAAAUAUAAUCAACAUGAAUUGACGGAACCUCCUACAAACACAAGUCUCGAUAUUACAAAUGAUAUAAGGGCUAUUAAACUAGAGAACCACGGUGAAUUAAUUAAAGCAAUUAUCAUACAUUUAUUGAAGAUUGGACAAUGUGACCUAGUAAAAGAUAUGAUCAAGGAAAUCGAUCCAGAGGGUGCUUUGAUGGUUGAUGAAACGCUCCUUGAAAAGUUCAAGCUUUUGAAUGAGAUUGUUGACGAUAUCGUCGUAAGGCACGAUUUAUCUAAGGUAUUGAAUUGGUUCAAAGAUAAAUAUAAUUCUGAAAAGACCGGGUCUUAUGGGGUAGGAAAUAUUUCCCAACCGGUUAGGCUAUCUCAUCAUGACGAAAUAGAAUUUAAAUUUCAUAUGCUUCAAUUUACCAUACUUCUUAACGAAGAUCAAACAAAGCCUUCAUUUGAUCCAGACAGAGUUUUGGAAGCUUACCUUUAUGCUAAGGAGAAUUUUUCUAAGUUUUUCAAAGAUUAUCUUCACGAAAUCUCUCCGCUUAUGACAUUACUUUUAUUUAAAACUACGCAAUAUGAAGAGAAUUCUCAACAAUACAUGACAAAUAUGCUUUCUGAAUUCAUUAGCAAAAUGAAACAAUCUUUUAAUGCUGACCAAAAUAAUAGAACAGGGCAAUAUAAACAAUCUCAGUUUAUAGGAGAGAUAUUAGCCAGCUUUGAGAAUAUUCACGGCAAUCAGUCUAUUUUUGUUAAUCUUUCAAAUGAGUUCAUAUCUGAUUAUUGUAAAGAUUUGAACUUAUCAAAUGACUCCUCAAUAUUCCAAAGUGUUCUUGCUGGAUUUAUCAACUUGCCUAGCUUUUACAAGUACAAUAAAAUUCAAAUGAAGUUGAAUAAGGUCUCGAAAGCCUCUCAAUCUAUCGCCACUUUACCAACCGCUGAAAAUGAUACCACUAGAAAUAAUAGCGCAAGCUACUCAAUUUCAAACAACAAUGCUACAAUUGUUAAUUUUGAAGCCAGCUACCAUUAUGACUUACCAUUUCAAUUACCUGAUUCGAAUAAAUUUCUAUUUAAUUACCAUCCUAUUUUUAUUUGUCCUGUGUCCAAGGAGCAAUUGAUUCCAAUAACUUUAGAUGAUGAAUUUCAACUUGAACAAGAACAUAUAGCAAAGAAGAAGAAAAUGACACAGGCUAAUGCUGAUAUAUUGAGUUUUAUGCAAAACCCUGUAGUGGUUUUGAAAUUUUGCCAGCACUUAGCUCUAAGGGAUAGUGUGUGGCAACUAUCAAAGAAGGGCUCUGAAAUUUUCAAAUGUCACUACUGUUAUAAGAAGCAUAAGUUUUCAGAUGUUAGUGAUGCUUAUUUCAUCGAUUUAUGA